Messenger RNA from Musa acuminata AAA Group (dessert banana), 1134 nucleotides. Its product is annotated as extensin-like. Bases 96 to 641 code for a protein of 181 amino acids. The record is from RefSeq and is a predicted model, not a curated record. The transcript has 2 exons. Lineage: Eukaryota; Viridiplantae; Streptophyta; Magnoliopsida; Zingiberales; Musaceae.
GUAGUUACCCACCCGCUACCCAACCACAGCGAAGGUAUACUCAGUAGGCUUUUCAUCUCCCGCCGAUCCCGUCGUCGUCGGUGAUUCCAACCCCGAUGGGUGCAGCAGUGCUCCGAUCCCAGGAUUGCCUCCAAGGGCGACUACAUCUCGACGCCUUCGGAUCUCGUUCUCCGCAGCUGCCGUCGACGAAGCCCCAUCGGAAGAAGCCCCCUGUCUCGUCCGCCACCACUCCGAUGAAGCCUGGCCGAGGCUGCCCUCCGCGAUCGACCCCGUCGCCGCCUCCUAAGGCCAAACCGCCGCGGCCCGUAAGGCAAUGGCCAUCGCCCGAGGACGAAGGCGCCACCGACGGCAUGACGCGCCCAAGGAGGGUUCUCGUCAUGGAGGAGGUGAAGAUCCUGAAGCGCGGCGAGCAGUUGAAGCCGGUGGCGUCCCCGCCCGCGGAUGCCCUACCGGACUGGGCCGACUUGGUUUUUUGCCCGACGAGUCGGCUCGGGCCGGGCCCGGACGACCUGCCGAGGAAGUUAGGGUUCUUCGAUCUCAAACCCGUGUACGCUGGGCCGGGGUUCGUCGUCUCCCCCUCGCCGAGCUCACUCCCCUUGCCGAGUUUCUGCUUAAAGAAGUCUGGUGUGGCCGGGAAAUAAGGAAAUGGAACUGCGACGGUCAGCUGAUGUGCUCGUGAUAGCCACAAUCUGCCGCCACGAAGCAGUUUACAUCUGAUGAAUGCGUUGAUUUCACGCCGAUGCUGAAGUGAAGAUUGAGAUACGCCUGAGGCGAAAAGUUGGUUUGGUAAUGCGAAAAAUGAUGGAUUAAUGGGGAAACAUAGCUGCCAUGAUUCAAAGAUCAUGGAAUUGUCUUCUCAUGCCUGUUCCGGAUUCAAAGAUCUUCCUCUAUAUUUUCUGGAGGACGAUGAGAGAUCAGAGGAAAAGGCCUCGGAUCAGGCAACUCUGCUUCUGCUGGUCCGCCUUCAUCCGCCACUUCGAUAGGUGGCAUGACUCUCUUCCAGAACCAGUGCUUCCUCCACAGCAGUAUCAUCUCCUCGAUAGGCACCCCUUUGGUCUCCGGGAGGAAGACGUAGACGAAGACGGUCAUUAUGGUGAUCCAACCGGCGAAGAAGAGGAAGAUGCCGAACUUGAA